GCAGUGGGAGUGAGGCCUGGCGUCACAGAUCCUGACAGGGAAGAAGUAGGCAGGUCCUGGCAGGGGAGAACUGUGGCGGCGGUAUCUCGGGUAUAGCCAGCUCCAGCCGGAUGGAGUCUCGAGUCGCGGACGCCGGGGCCGGCCAGGCUGAGCGCUCAGCGGGCGAGGGCCGGACAAGCAGCGGCGCCGCUCAGGGACCCGCAGUCUCGGCGCCCUUGGGUGCUGCCCGGUGGAAGCUCCUGCGGCAGGCUCUGAAACAAAAACACCUGGAUGAUUGUCUACGACAUGUAUCUGUAAGAAGAUUUGAAUCAUUUAAUCUGUUCUCAGUAACAGAAGCCCAAAAAAGGGAAACUGAAGAGGAAGUUGGUGCCUGGGUCCAAUAUACAAGCAUCUUCCAUCCUGAAUACAGUAUUUUCUUAAGGCAUAAUAGUGGAUCUUUGAAUGUUGAAGAUGUUCUUACCAGCUUUGACAAUACAGGAAAUAUUUGCAUCUGGCCGGCUGAAGAGGUUUUGGCUUACUACUGCCUCAAGCACAGUGAUGUAUUCAGGGACCUUGCUGUGUGUGAGCUAGGGGGUGGCAUGACAUGCUUGGCUGGGCUCAUGGUUGCUAUUUCUGCAGAUGUCAAAGAAGUUCUGUUAACUGAUGGGAAUGAAAAGGCCAUCAGAAAUGUGAGAGACAUCAUCACAAGGAAUCAGACGGCUGGUGUGUUUAAGACUGGGAACAUAUCAAGCUGCGUUUUACGAUGGGAUAAUGAGACAGAUGUCUCUCAACUGGAAGGACAUUUUGACAUUGUUAUGUGUGCUGACUGCCUGUUUCUGGACCAGUACAGAGCCAGCCUUGUUGAUGCAAUAAAGAGAUUACUCCAGCCCAGGGGGAAAGCAAUGGUAUUCGCCCCACGCCGAGGGAAUACUUUAAACCAGUUUUGCAAUCUAGCUGAAAAAGCUGGUUUCUCUAUCCAAAGACAUGAAAAUUAUGAUGAACACAUUUCAAACUUCCACUCCAAGUUGAAAAAGGAAAACCAGGAUAUAUAUGAAGAAAACCUUCAUUACCCACUUCUGCUUAUUUUAACCAAAGAUGAAUAGAAGAUUAAGCCGCUCGAAAGACAAAGAAAACAUCCAGUGUACAGGCAAUAUUUUGACAAAAACAGAAAUCUGUAACGGGUAUAAUAUGCAGUAAGCCGUUGGCUCCCUGAGAUUUUCAAGCCCUCAGGACAUGAGCCCCAACUGCCUUUGCAACAUUCCGUGUGUGGGUUCCGGGGUCCACCUGUCCUCACCCACGUGACUCCCCAGCCGUCCUGGACUCCUCUUUUUUCCAUCUGCUUGUUGCUCUUCCUGCACCAAACUUUUGUCUUUAAAUAUGUUAUAAGCGGCCUAUGUGAGAUUUAAAUUGGACUUGAGAGCCACCCAAAUAUUUUUCCCUCUCAUUGAGACAGAAUUUCUUUUGGUGAUUCCCACCCCACCCCCACCCCCCCUUUAGAAAAUAUCUUGGUCUUUGUUCUAUUUUAGUGGUGGUCAUUCUUCAUCUGCCAACCCAGCAAACAUGAUGAUUCUUUCCUGGUUAGAAAAAGAAAGAAAGCAAGCAAAUCUUUCAGAUCACCCUCACAUUAAUUGUAUUAAAUCCGCCAUCUCUGUUUUGCUGUCUCUCUCUCUCUCACCCAUUCUCUUUUUUUCUUUUAAACAGGAUGUUUUUUUUCCCUAUAGAUGUAUAAGCAGUGACUACAUCAGCCCAAAGCCUCAUAAACUGACCGUUUGUCCUCUGGACACAAUAGCAUGGCCGGCCCUCUGCUCCUCCUCUCCAAUUAUGUGUGAUUAGUCUCAAUGCGUUGUGUCAAGGAGGCGGAGUGUGCUGAGUGCUUAUUAUCUGUUUAGGUACAAGAAGAGCACAUUUAGGCUCUGACUAUGGAUGAAAAGUGAGCCUUUAUCAGGGCUCAAAUCUACUGCUGUUCUCCAGGCCUCUUUCAAAAGAGGUCCUUUCCAGGGAAAUUUUGAAUAAAUGGUUGAUAAAACGAGAUGGCAACCAGGGCGAGUUUUUAAAAACUCGAUCACACAGUUAUCUGAUUGAAAGUAAGUAUAUAUAGUCCUAUGCAGCAAUGCAAGUGUAUGGUAAACAUUUAAUAUGUGCUACCUAGGAUUAAGAGAGAAUGACUUUUCUGCAGGGAACCCAAGCCUCUCCUUGCCUGGUUCAUCCCCGAGAUGCUCUAAUGCCUUUUGUGGAAAUUCAGAUGUUUAUCUGUAAGGAAUCAUCUGUGUCCACUUUCACAGUAAUGUCAUUAGUAGGUUAGCUAUAUAUCCUCCUAUCUUUAGUAGAGGCAAAGCGUGUAUUUAGCGUGAUACAAUUAAAGUGAUAGGUGGGAGACUGGCGGCGAAUCCUUUCGCAUGUUAAGCAAACUUAGCUGUCAUAAAAACAGCGACUCUCAGAUGUCUGCUCUGCUCACUUCUAUCAUCAAACAGAUUUUUCACCAUCAGUUUGCAUGUUCUUGUAUUCACCACUUUUUCUGCUCCAUUAGAGCACCUAGAUGGAUCUCUGAAGGCAUAGGUCAAGCCGCAGUUAGAUCAUACAUUUCUUUCUCACAAAAACUUGAAUUGCAAUGCCAAGUGAUGGGCUAACAUCACAAUAACAGCAAUUUAUUCCUCUUUGGAUAAAACAGCAGUCUAUUCUCAGUGCUAGAUAAAGACCAGGGCAAUGCAAACCAGCCAUUUAGCUGAGUAGUUCAGCUAGUGGCAGCUCUCCUUUGGCGACUGUAUAGGUUGCACACUGGCUUCAUAUUUUCUUGUUUAAAAAAUCAGAAUUCGGAACGUUUUAAAAGGCGACACAGGUAGUUCCAUUUAUACUGGUGAAAAUACAGAGAAAUGAUUUCUUCCUGCAACUAAAUCUGCCAGACAAAGAAAACCCAUCCGUGCAGUAGCAUCUAAGAUCGCCUGUUCUUAUUUUUUCUUGUAAAAUAUAGAACAUCAGAACCGUGAGAGUAGUUCCAUUUUUUCCUCAUGAAAAUACAUGAAUUGGCAAGAAUUCAAUUUACAUUUGUGUUUUGUGGGUGUAGAAAUCCAGUGUUUAUUUUGCUGGAAGAAAAUGUAUUUUUAAAAGUAAAUUAGUAGUGUGUUUUUUCUUAAUAUCUGAGAAUAGUGUGUACAGUUACCUAAGCUGGAGACAGGCUAUAAGAAUUGAGCUGUGCUACCAAAAGACAUUGAGUAAAGAAAUAUGUUCAUUGUGACUAAAACCUAGAGAAUCUUCUGUAAAAUGUUAGGGGUUUCAUAGAUUUGCUCUUUAUGGGACCCUUACCUGGAGAUGUCACUAGUCUGGGCUCUUUGGAAGUUUGUAAGAAACUAAUGUUGUAUAUUAUUGAGUAGUUUAAAAGUGUUUUUAUUUUCUCAAAUUUUGGCGAAGUGCCGAUAUUGAGAGGGGAAAAAAUUAUAGCUGCUUUAGAAAGUUUAUCCACUUACAUUUCUUUUGAACUUGAUGGUUAAGAAUUAUUUCUCUGCAUCGGUAUUGGGUUGCAUAAUUGCAAUUGAAAUGCCCCAUUUCAUAAUUGUCUGUGUAAUUGUGCCUGUGUUUGUUUCAAAACAAAGCCUGUCUGAAAUCAUAAGAAUUAUUACUAUAUUCCUGUUUCCUGUGUACCUGUAUCUUCUGAGAAAACUCACAAAUCUCUUUUGUCAUACUAAAUAGAUUUGGUUGGAUGUGAGAAUAUUUCUAAUAUCGCCCAUGGUCAGUUCUAAUGCGGUGAUAUGAACAGCCACAUACAAGUUGGUUAUAAGAAAUAGAUUUUAUUUUAUAGCAAGACAUAUGCUGUGAAUUGGGAUAAAA
Molecule: messenger RNA, 3801 nt
Organism: Balaenoptera ricei (Rice's whale)
Lineage: Eukaryota; Metazoa; Chordata; Mammalia; Artiodactyla; Balaenopteridae
Gene: CAMKMT
Product: calmodulin-lysine N-methyltransferase
Exons: 11
Coding region: 111-1082 (323 amino acids)
Cellular component (GO): cytoplasm
Molecular function (GO): calmodulin-lysine N-methyltransferase activity
Source: RefSeq, a predicted model, not a curated record